Molecule: messenger RNA, 12554 nt
Organism: Girardinichthys multiradiatus
Lineage: Eukaryota; Metazoa; Chordata; Actinopteri; Cyprinodontiformes; Goodeidae
Gene: aff2
Product: AF4/FMR2 family, member 2
Exons: 26
Coding region: 196-4839 (1547 amino acids)
Biological process (GO): regulation of RNA splicing
Cellular component (GO): nucleus; nuclear speck
Molecular function (GO): G-quadruplex RNA binding
Source: RefSeq, a predicted model, not a curated record
CGUAGCAGCUUCCUGGCAGCGGCAGCAGCUUGUCUCUUCUCCCAGUCUCACAGAAACACACACACACACACACACACACACACACACACACCCCCACACACACACACACACACACACACAGUAUCAGCAGCUCAUGUAGAACCACGUAGCACCAGCUUUGGAUUCUAACCACCGACGGCACCGGCCGGAGCGGCGAUGGACCUCUUUGAAUUCGACUUUUUCAGGGACUGGGAGCUGGAGCAGCCGUGUCAUCUUGAGACUGAGCGCAGUGCACUGAAGAGGAGAGAGUGGGAGAGGAGGAACCAGGAGGUCCAGCAAGAUGAAGACCUGUUCUCAACUGGAUUUAACCUCUUUGGAGAACCUUAUAAAACUAAUAAGGGUGAUGCGCUGGCCAAUCGAGUCCAGAACACCCUGGGCUCCUAUGAAGAAAUGAAAGACCUGUUAACCAGCCACUCCAACCAGAGCCACUUGGUGGGGAUUCCCAAAGGCACCGCCACAACCAACAACCAGCAGCAAGCGUCAAGCUCCUUAGCCACAGACAGAUUGGCCAUGGAAUCCCAGCUGUUUAACGAGGCCUUAAAAGGAGGAGUGGGUGGAGUUGGAGGAGCAGAGGGAAGUGGGGAAAAGAGGAUGGGAAGUGCUGCACCGUCUUCGUCGUCAGCCUCCAUGCAGCCGCCCGCUGUCACUACGUCAUUAUCAAAUGCGGCACCGGUCUCACAUCAGAAUUCAAAGUCGAGAAGCUCCAUGGAGUGGUCAAAGGGAGGCCAUGGACCAAUCACCCAAGAAACAAGCCUGGGUGUGGGGUCAGGACCAGGACAGAAUGGACAGGGGCAGGUCCCUGCAGCAGCUACAGCUGGCAGAGCCAAAAUGGCUCUUUUAGAGGAACAACAGAUGCAAAGGCACGAGGAGCUGUUUAGUACUCUUAAGGAUGAACUGGGUCUGAAAGAAGAAUCAAGCCCUUCUUCCUCAUCUUCGUCCUCUUCCUCCUCCUGUUCCUCUUCUAGAAGGCAUUUGUCCAAAGGCCAUCCCCUCCCAGAUGGUGGCAACUUUCGGUCCUCCACCGCAGACAGCUGCCACUUUAAGUCUUCCGCUACCGCAGAAAACGGUGGACUUUUCAAGUCCUCCCCAUUCGAAAAUGAAACAAGUUCUCACCUUUCUUUGUCCUCUUCCCCACUGGCUUCCACCUCAGUUCUGACAACUCCCACUCCUGGUCUGACCACUCCCACGUCUGGACUGACCACGCCCACUUUCCCACCUGGCUGCCUAUCAGGGAAGCCGAUUGCUAUUCAGCAGAAGCCUACAGCAUAUGUUCGACCAAUGGACGGCCAGGACCAGGCGCCAAGUGACUCCCCGCAGCUUAAACCCCCUCCAGUGGCCACAGAGGGGUUUGCCAACAGUCAAACAUACGGAGGAACCUCUGGAAAUGUAAAGAACAAACUGCCAAAGCUGAACCUCAGCCACACAGGAGAGGUCAGUCUGCCAAAUGACUCCAGCUGCGUUGAAGAGAUUUUGCGGGAGAUGACCCAUUCCUGGCCUCCUCCACUCACAGCCAUACACACUCCUGGGAAAGCUGAUCAGACCAAGUUCCCCAUCCCAAACAAGGAAACCCAGCAUGUGACCUCAGGCUACAACACCCAGAAGAGAUGUACUGUGCCAGCUAACAAGCCUGCUGCUAAACCACCAACUGCACCUCAGAAGUCGAUGCUGGAGGAUGACCUGAAGAUCAGCAGUGAUGAAGAAGAGGCUGAACAACACGUGUCUGACAAGACCAAAGCCAGAGGCGCAGCACUGAGUGGCGCGUCAGGGAGCAGCAGUGAAUCAGAGAGCAGCUCCGAGUCUGACACGGACGAAUCCGAAAGCAGCUCUAGUGACAGCGAUUAUAAUCAGGCCUCCCGCACAAACACACCAGAGCCAGAGCCCCCUUCUACUAACAAGUGGCAACUGGACAGCUGGUUGAACAAAGUCCAACCUCAGACCAAACCCCUGGUCCCUGCACAACAGGAGCAUCAUGGCACAGGCUCCUUCAGCCAGGAUCCACAGACAUUUUCUCCUGGGAAUGAAGCAGCAGGAGUGGGUACAGCUGCCAAGACCAAACCCUGUGGGUCCAACAGUACACCUGUUCCUGCUGCACCCGCAGUGGAGCACAAAGAUAACAGGACUAACUUCUGCCCGGGCAGGGAGAAAACCAAAGCCAAGCUCGGCCAAAAGGCCUCAGGGGAGGGUCAGAGGUCAAAGAUGAGACUGUCGCCAGGCAUGUUGUCAGGGCAGGAGGUUCCAGCCCCAAGAAGGAACACCACCGGGAAGAAACAGCCACGACGGGCAGAGAGGUCAAACAGCUUAGAGGAUAACCAGAACCAGCCAUGGAGCAGAGCCAACCAGCACAGCCCCGCAGCGAGAGAGAAGGACCUGUUCACUCCCCCUUCUCUGGAGCAUCAGAACGCCCCCAGGCCACGAGGGAAACCUCUCAGUGGGAAGACGGCCCCGAGAAAAGAGCCUCGCAGUGCUACUAGCUCGAACUCCAACACAGCCACUCCACCAGCAGCGCUACAGCAAACCCCUGUGCCUGUUCCUGCUGUCACUGUGAACCAGGAUAAAAGGAAACAUAGAGGUCCCAGCACCAAAAUCACACCAAAGUCCAGAGAAUUCAUCGAAACAGAUCCUUCUUCCUCUUCAUCAGAAUGCCAGUCGGAUGGAGAGGAAGCCACCAAAAUCCCCUCUCUGCUACCCCAGGCAACACGCUCUGCGGUUAACACACAGAUGCUGGCCAACACGCACGUCCACACGCCUCCCCUCCCAUGCCUUGGCUCUGCUGGAGGUGCAGGAAGUCUGGGAACAUUUGCAGGAACAGGACUUCGAGUCAAAGAUGGUGUCAGUGCAACCAGCAAAGGUAGCAGCAGUGCUAGUAACAACAACCUGCUGAGCAUCAGCAACAUAAGUGCUUCUUUUGGGAAUUCUGUUCCAGAUCCUGGAGAGUCCGGAGGACAGGGCAAGGAUGUGGAACCUGUGUCACCACCAUCAAACGUGGGACAUGAUGUGGCUCUGUCCCCUCUGAGAGAAUAUCAUGAGAUUCAGAGUUUGUGGGUGAAAAUUGACUUGAGCUUCCUCAGCAGGGUGCCGGGGCAGGCUAUGGGGGAAAGAUCCAGGAUGGGAACUGCAGAACAAGAUGGCAAUGCAGGGAGAGACAAAGAGAGGCUGAAGCUGAUGAAAGGGGAGAGACAAGAAGAAGAUAAUGAGCGUUUAGUGAAGGACACAGAAAGGCAAGGUGACAGAGACAGAUUAACAGAUAGGGAGAGACAGACAGACAGAGAGGACAGGGACAGAUUUGGAUUUGGGGAAAGAGAGAGGACUGUGGCAAGGGACAGAGAGAAGAUUAGCCAAGGUAUGGGAGUAUUGGACACCCCCCCUGGGCAGGAGCAGAGUAAUCCCAGGCUGGCGGGGAGGAUGGAAGGAGUGGAGAGCGGAGGUAAACACAGAAGGCAGGCAGCAACAAACAUGGUGGCUCCAACGGAAAAACAUAUCAGCAAGACCAAAAGGAAACACAAGUUGGGCCAAGGGGAAUCAUCAGUCAAGUGUAAUAAGAAGCUACGCCUGGACAAAGACUGCAUGCUCCUCCCACCAUGCAUCUCUCCAAUACACAACCACAAGAGCAGCUUGGCAGAUGGCUCUCUAAACAGGAAGCAGACCCGACGGCGGGAUGAGAAGCUGCUACCCCCCCUGUUGUCACCGCUCUCUGAUGAGCCCCCUCGCAAACGAGCCUGUGAAGGCGGACCCUCCCUCGCCGAGGAGGCCGGUGCUGUGGGGAUGCUGCCCUGCUCCGCGUCCUCUACUUCCUCAUCCUCCUCACACAGACACCGGAGAGGUGAAGGGAAGGCUGCAGCACAUGUGAGAAAUGGCAGUGACAUGGAUCUCCACUGCGAUAAACCCGGCGGAGGUGGUUGCCAUGCCAACGGCCACUCAGACUCCGAAGUGUGGUCCGAGGCUCAGACGGACCAGGCUGAACCACGGAGGCCAAGACUAUCAUUCAAUGACAUAGUCCACAGUGCAGAGUACUACAUGCAGGAAGCAAAGAGGCUGAAGCACAAGGCCGAUGCUAUGACGGACAAAUUCGGGAAAGCUGUGAACUACGCAGACGGCGCCCUCUCUUUCAUAGAGUGUGGGAACGCCAUGGAGCGAGAUCCGCUGGAGGCCAAAUCGCCAUAUACAAUGUACUCGGAGACCGUGGAGCUCAUCAGGUACGCCAUGAGGUUGAAGAACUUCACCAGCCAUUCGGCCACCAUCUUGGAGAAGAGGCUAGCUGUUCUGUGUAACCGCUGCCUGUCUCUGCUGUAUCUGAGGAUGUUCCAUCUGAAGAAAGACCACGCUGUCAAGUACUCACGCUCGCUCAUGGAAUACUUCAAGAAUUCGGCAAAGAGUUCCCAUCAAGCUCCCUCACCGUGGAGGACCAAUGGAAAGGUCAACGGGACUCCGUCACCCCUCUCACUCAGCCCCUCUCCUGCCAGCAGCGGAGGAGCGCCAGGAGGAGGUGCAUCAGGGUCAUCUGGUAGUGUGGCGAUUCCCCAACGGAUCCACCACAUGGCCGCCAGUCAUGUUAACAUCACCAACAACAUCCUGAGGAGCUAUGAGCACUGGGAGACGGCUGACAGACUGGCAGCCGACAGCAGAGGUAGGGCCACAGAGACGCACGACUCAACAGGACGACCCCGUCUUUACAGAUCAGACUUCUUCCAGAACCUGGACUCGGUGAUGGGGCCUUUGAGUCAGCAGAGCAGCAUGACUGAGCUGGUGCGCUAUAUCAGGCAGGGACUGCACUGGCUUCGCACAGAGGCUCAGCUGUUGUAAAGACUGAAGCAAAUCCCAAAUAAAAUGAAAAAAGGAAAACAAAUAAAAGAAAUGGGCCUGGGAACUAGAGCUGGGAUAACAGCUGAGAUGAGACCCAGAAGGAUGCUUCACUUCCCACAGCGAUCCCUCAAACGACCCAGCUAACCACAUGGUAUCUUAACAGUGUAGGUUGUCUGUUAAUUGGGCUGAAAUUCACCCGCAGUCAGAGCUGAGCAGGAACUGGGGCUGGAAACACAGAUUGACAUGUCAGACAUUAGGUGGAUGCUGCUUUUUAAAGCGCAUACAGCAGAGUCAGUGCAGGUAGCAACUUCUGAGGAGACACAGAAUACCCCCAAACCCUCCCUUUGGAUCUGAAUAGAAAAAUGAACAAAGACCGGAAGGUAUAAAGGGAUUUUUACUAAGAUUGGAUCAAUUUCUAGAAGAUAAGCGAGCAGCUGAUGUGAUUAAGGCAGCUAAAUAUGGCCAGAGAGCUCAACUGAGGCUCAUCAAGCCCAGCCGAGGAGCAGAAAUGUGUCAGUGAUUGGGUCUGGAUUUGAAGCCUCAGGCUGAUAUUGAUCCAGCUGGAAAAGUAGCAGUCCAAUCCAUCAGAUAAGGACCACACUGGUGAGGGAAAAGAGGCCACGCUGUGACCCCCGAGGCAGAAUCAAAGCAGGCUGAACUCAGUUCUCUACUUCUGUUUUAGUCCUCAGAGAGGGAUCUUCCGAAAAUGACGACACGUUGAAGCCGUAACCUGCCAGUGUUGUGUCCAGAAUGGAGGGAAAUGCUCUGUUCUGCCUGCACCAUGACUGCAGACAAAAUUCUUUAAAAACGUAGAUUCACUCCAGAUUUUUUUCUAAUAAUUAGUUAGCAAUUAUGUUACGAUGCCCAUUGGGUGCAAUAACUGUGACAAAUCCAUAAUUACAUAAGUGAAGUACAUGGAAAGAAGUAAAUGACACUGUUUUUUAAAUUAGGCUCCAUGCUCCUAAAUUCACAUUCACUUUAGAUAUGACCAACAUGUCAAUUUUGCCAUUUUGUUGUAAGUAAUUUAUUCAUUCAGCAGCCUAUGGGCGAGAGGUAGUGUACACCCUGGACAAGUCGGCAAUCCAUUGCAGGGGAACACAGAGACAUACAGGACAAACAACCAGGCACACACUCACUCACACCUAAGGGCAAUUUAUAGAGAGCCAUUAACCUAACAGUCAUGUUUUUGGACUGUGGGAGGAUACCAGAGUACCUGGUGAGAACCCAUGCAUGCACGGGGAGAACAUGCAGACUCCAUGCAGAAAGACGUCUGAUGACCUCUGUCCUCUGGUAACAUCACAUCAGGCAUAAGGCAACUCAUCAGGGUUCUUUUAUAUUUUUCUUUUAGCUUUUUCUUCUUAUUCUGACAUGUUUAUUUGUAUUUCUACUUUUGAUGUCUGCAACAGCAUCCCGCCUGAACCGGAUGUAGAUCACAGCAAGGAUUUUAGGAAGAUUUGAGAGCAAUAAAAUACACAGAAACGGUCUGAUAAAGCAAGGGCCCCGGCAUACUGGAAUGGCCAGAUUUCAUGAUUAUAGAUCUUAAACAAUCAUUUCGAGCCAUGUUUAUGCGUUCAAUUAAGAUUGUUUUUGAAGUCCCAUCAACAUUUCCUGGGAAACUGCUGCACCACCCACUACUUCCACCAAAAACAUCUGCCUGGCAGGCAGAUCUCAGUGUUCAGUUAGCUCCACCAUGCAUGUAGAGUGAAAACAAAUCCUCUAACUCUACAGUCAGCAAGAGCAAAGUUGUUGGGUGAGCUACAGCAGUCAGUUCAGACUGCACUAAAUAUGCCCCCAACUGAAUUUGCAAGUGGCAAAUAUGAACAGGAACCAAUCAGAUAGAAACAUUUUAUUUAAAACGUAAAAUACAUUCACCUGUCAAGUUCUGAUGAUUAUCGUUGUCUUCUUCACCGUUUGUUCCGGCUUCCCCCAUCCACAGCAGUAUCCAUCGUGGUUUGGAGUCAUCAGUCAAACCUGUUAGGAGUCAAACAUGUUAAGUCGAACCCCUUGCAACUUAAAUGCGUCAUAAAAUAUGUCCAAAUCUGUCAAAUGUCGCUGCUCUGCCAUAGUUUUUACUAUUGCAAGGCGACUGGCUCGAUUAUUGUGCCUCUUGUGAUGUCAUCUACAAAAAUAAACAAAAAGCUAAAUUAGCAGUGUUUUUUUCUUCGGGGCACUUUUAAAAAACAUUGCAUUUUGUGAAAUCCUGCAGUGGAAAUCCCAUUUCAUUACCCAGUUGUAGUUUUAUUGUCAGUGUAAAUUGUUUUAUGACAAAAUAAUUUCCCACCAGAUAGUAUCUUUAAACAAUUGUGGGGCUGAAGAUUUGUGUUGCAUGGUAACAAAGAAUUAAAACAGACAAAACACCACUAUACCGAUGACAUGAAAUGAGCUUUCAGGCAAAACAACGUGUAAAAUGUGGUAUAUGUCACUGCUGUUGCAAAUUAGGUUGUACUUUUUUUAGCUGUGGCUAGAGGACAUAUUCUCACAUCAUUGUUCAAAAACCUAGAGCGUAGCAUACAGAUUUUUUUCAUGACAUAAGUGGAUACUGAGACAUAUAGCCUUUUUGCCUGUUGGUCACAAGGAACCAACAGUGUAAUUAAUUUCCAGUGGCCCCCUAAACAAAACUGAUGCCUUCCACUUCUCUUGUCAUCAUGAUACAAUGCAAUGAUAAAAUCAUAUUCUUCAUUUAAUGGCAGAAACGUUCUAUAUUUUACUCUGAUCUCUAAAAUACAGUUCAUAGUAGUGAACAAGAUAAUAAAUGUAAGCAGACAUGUUAGUUUACCAGAUCAGGUUGGAACAGAGUCAUUUUAUACAUGAAACAAGCUGGUUCCAGGUGAAAAGGAAGUUUAGAGAGCACAAGCUCUCUGUUUUACUUUCCCUCAAAAAUGAGGGCUUGCUUCCCCUAAACACAUCUCUUGCUGGUUAUGGGCUUUUUGUGAAAUUUCUGCUCAGUUCUAGUUCCCAUAGUAACCCACCCACUAAGGUGUCAAACACUUACAAAAGGGGGGUGGGACACUACAAGACUUGAUAUGAUUGGGCUCCAAUUAAGCACCCAUCUUAGUGCAGUGCAAGUGAACGAGGAAUAUCUUACGUCUGCUCCUCUGCACCCUGAUGUCAAAGCAAAUCUGCAACUUUGUACAGCACUUAAUGAGAUCAUAUCAUCUGUUGGAUCAUCUUCUAGUCGUUUCCCAACAUUUGUUGUGUUGUGUUGUUGGUGUGUAUACGUGUACAGCUGGUUGUCAAGUCUAUCUAAAUCGUUGCUGAACAAUAAUGAUGUUUGUGUAAUAUACUGUACAGAUUGUGACACCUGGAAACAGUGUAUUUGGGGUUUUGUUAUUUUUUAAUGUCUUGUGAAUGAAUCAAUGUGAAAGAAUGGAUAUGAGUGUGGGUCAUAUAUGUGUACGUGUCCAUGCACAGGCUAUGGCUGCAUUUACACAGCACCAAAACCUAAGUGAUUUUUAACUCUUUGUGGUACAUUUUAAUGAAGAGUCCCCAAUGUUUCUAUGUGAUUUCUCCUCUGUUGCUUAUUGUGCUACAAAUGCUUAGAAGCUACUUGUAAGGCUUUCUGUAAAUCCAGCACAUCCAGCAUGAGUUUCAGAAGUUUGGGAUCAUUUACCAUGCUUGAAUGUGCGUGAAAGGACGAGGUGGAUGUGGGAAGUAAUUUUUACUUUAACAUGAAAAAAGAAAGAAAGAAACUCAAGUGCCUCUAUUUGUGUCCAGUUGGAAUUGCUCUAUUUAUUUAAAAACAAAGAAUGAAUCUAAAUAAUUUUCCAUACCAUAUUGGUAUAAAUAUGAGAUUUUUUUUCUCGUAAAAUCAGAUGUCUCCAUAAGCUUUUUUACUGGCAUUAUGAUGACACUAGGGUUUGGCUUUAAGAUGGGAAAAAAAAGCGUGUGAUUAAACGUAUUGAAUUAGCAUCCGUUGCUGUAUUUUGUUUUCUUAAUGAUUUGACGAAGUUUCAGUUUUGUCUGAAAUGCCUGAAACUUAAUUGCAAAAUCAUUGCAUGCAAUAAAUGAUAGCCUCAGACCAACAAUUGCUUGUGUCCAUUUGAGGAAAGAUAAAAAGAAAAACAGUCUAUUUUGUGUUGUGUAAUUCACUGAAUGUGUGAAAGUUUUACAUCAGGCGAACCUAGCUGCAUUGAAUGUACAUCACUAAUGGUGGCUGUUUGGAGAUUCAAGAACAACUUAAAACACUUAAAGAGGCGUAGAAAUACUAUUUCUGCCUUUGUUGGUGGUAAAAUGACUAACAUGACCCUCACAGGUGUAGAUUUGAUAAAAAGCUGGAAUAGUUUGCUUAGUUUAGGUAGUUAGUGAAGCUAGCUGUUCUGAUUCUGGACAAAUCUUUUAAAAAUCCAAAAAACACAAUGUUGGAGCUUGUUUCAAACCCCAAAAAGACCUAAUACCUAUUUCUGUAGUUUAAAAAUAAGUAUUGAAUUAUUUUUGUGCCUUUUUAGUAUUCCUUAACUUUUACCCAAGUUUCAUUUGAAAUUCCUGUGCUUCUAAGGCCAACCCAUAAGACUGAGAAUUAUGUUCUCUCUCUCAUUGCUGCACGAAAAGAAUGACUUCAUUCUGUUGACACAGCCAUGGUUUGAAGGUUCUCACAGCUUUUUCUUGAUACAUCGUGGAGGUAGAAUUUUGUUCUAAUGCGGUUGUGUGACUGGUUGCAAGUUUGUAGUGGACAUGGUUAAUGCAGAAAACAACAAAAAACAAAGAAAUUUAUUGGUUCUUCUGGGGUAUUAGCAGACUGUUAGAAUAUUUAUGGCAUCAGAAAGACAAGCAGUCUGAAUCUCCAUACUCAUUGACUUUACUAAAGACAGCAAAAUAUUUUCAGUGGCACCAAUUUAAAAAUGUAUGGUUUCUGAACAGAAGCUGAUAGUGACAGAACCAGGCAAGCUUUUUGCUGUCUUUAUGCUAAAUGUCAGCUAAUUCUAAAGCUAAGCUAAUCAGCUGUUUAUGCUAACGUGAGCUACUUAUGCAAAGCUAAAACAUGCCAAGCUAAGAUAAAUAUGUGUUACUGAGCUGAAAUUCGACUUUUCAAGUCAGAAAAGUAAACAGGAAUGCUUCCGCAAACCUCAAGUUUUUUAUUGACCCAAAUUUCAAAAUCCAACAUGGCUACCACACAUGCAACAAAAAAGUGUGGUUUUCACUUCUAUCAGUUUCUGUCCAAUUUAAUUGUCUGCAUCUCAUAGUACUCUGCAUCAUCAUGUAGUGAAUGAGCUGCUACAGUGUUUGAAUGCAGAAAAUCAGAAAAUGGUGUUAAAAUUUGGUGUUAAUAGCUAACUGCAAUUAGCCUAGUUACAAAACGAUUCCGAACCCCCAAAAAACUUCAAACUUGCAACUAGGCACAGUUAAGUUGGGAGUGACAUGAUUCCUACUUCCAUGAUAAUGUAAAACAAAAAAAGCUAAGCUAAGCAACUACUUUGCAUAGUAAAGCAGACCACUCAUUCCAGUACAUCUACAGUAUGGGAUCUGUAUGAAUAUAAUAAUUCUAUUUUCCAAGGUGUUCUAAAAAAAGUGUUUCAACUAUUUCUAAAAAGGGAUGUUUAUUUAAAAAUAUGAAAAUGUUCGCUAAAGAACAGUUUGGAUGAUAAAAUUCCAUUUCCUGUUUAAAAUCAUUUUUUAAUAACUUAUGUGCUAAGACAGAAAUUCGGAGCGCUCCCGUUAGCCAGACAACAUAUAAAAAAUAUUUCUAUUAGAUGUCACCUGUCACAUCAGUAAAUUAUCCAAAUUGACUCAGUCUAGUUUAAUAAUCUUUGGUUUAGUUAUGUGGAAAAAUGUAUUUUUGUUCAUUUCAUAUGUUGUUCAUCUUGGGUAUGCAGAGAAAGAACAAGUUCACAAAUUUUGCACUGGCGCCUGAAGAGAACAUUGCUACUAUUAAACGCUUGUAUCGUAGCACAAUUGAUAAAUGUUAAACUAAAUCAACAAAUCAUUUUUACGUAAUGCAAUGUGAAUAUGUGUGUGUUCUCUAAAACGUUUUAAAAACAGACUUGCUCCGCUUGCCCUGUUGUACUGCUGGGAUCUCAUUACAGAUCUCAUUAGUUCCUGUUGCAUUAUCACAGUUGUCAACGUAUUUAUGAAAGGCAGUAAUAACAAGAAAACAAUUGAAUGUUUAAUGUUUGUUGUUAGCAGAUGGUGUCAAGCCAAUAAUACUUUGAUCAUCUCUCCAGCAAUGACAACUUUCUCUGGAAGUAGUUUGCAUUUCAUUAAAUCACAAAUAAAGCAAACAAAGAAGAUUCCACAAAUAACUCCAAACAGUGAAUAAACUGAAUUGUGCUCUCACUCAGUAGCCUGCGGUUCAUCACAUUUUGGUUAGGUUCCCAUGAUGUAAGGAAAUAUUGUUGUUACUCAGGGACAGCUGAGUAAUUUAAAUUGAUAACCAAAAACAAACAUGUGGUUCCAGAGUCAAAGGAGUCAGAGCACGACACACACAUAGCACGUUGUUGUAAAAAGAAAGGUUCAAUUCAUACUGUGACGUUUUAGUGAACAUAAAGUUCAAUAUUUUACGAUUUAUCAGGAUAAAUAAAUACAGAAUUGCUCAACUUUCAUAUAAUCAAGGUGUUGCAGUCUGAUCCCUUUUUGGACCAUAUGACCGAUCAAACCAAAAUAACUGUAAACAACCUUGCUCUGAUAAAUAUUUAUAGGAGUUAUAAAAUCACAUUUCUAUACAAUAGACUAUGAGUAGAUUAUAGAAAAUUACGUUAAAACAUCUGUUUUUGAAAGGGGAACAAACCAACCCCUAUACUGAAGACGUGCAGCUAGCUUUUAGCAUUCCUGAAUCAAAGCUCACAUUUUGUUCCCACCAGUCAGGUAAUGGUUUGGCCCUUAGUCAACAGUUUUUCUAUGCAUUUUUCACAUCAGUAAAUAAUUGGUCCCUUAUAUGUUACAGUGUAAAGGGAAUCUUCAAAAUUCUUCAUUUGGAUUCCAGGCAAAUAAAACUAUUCUAGCAUUUAUUGUGUGAAUUACUUCAUGUAGCAUGUUGGGGUGCUUUUUUUAUUUGGCUAUUAAAUUAUGCUAAUAAUAUUUUGUCCCUCAUCAAAUAGACCCAUUUUUUAUUUUAAAUUGUAUUUGUCACAGUAAAAUGAAUUUACAACAGUUCAUAAUAUCAAAAUAACUUUUAUAAGGUGGUUUUAGAUUUACAAUUUCAAAAUCAAACAACAUUUGAGAUUUAAAAUAAAAGUUGCUUAAAUGUUUUUGUUUCCAGUUUAUGUGCCAUAUACUAUAGCAUACAGCAGAUUUUAUGGCCAAACUAAUGAACGAGCCAUGCACAAACAAUAUAUAGUUGCACUAAAUGCAACCCAAACUGAUAUGACAUCUAAUGGUUUACUCAUACAUGAACAGAGUUCAUAUCUGGCUUAACUUGAAUAUUCCAGAUCAGCCAUCAGUGUUUUUACAGCAGCAGCAGAAGCAGCAUGGUGACUCUGAUCCAGCCAUGUCUAUGAGUGGAUUCUAUCAAAAACACUGGCUAAACAAAAAAAGAGCUGUGCAGAACACUGCUGAGAGCACAUCUGUCCAACAUGGUUUGUGUUGUAUCUUCAAAUGUGUUGCACAACCUCCACUGUUUUUCUUUUUCUACCAGUGCUAUCUUUAGGGCCUUUUUUUCUAUGGUUCUUUUUUAUAAUGAAGUUGUUCUAUGUGAUGAUGAUCAAAAAGUUGUGAUGCAGUUCCAUUGUUUUUAAAUAUUUAAUGUCUCUGAAAUAUGGAUUAAAACCUGUUUGAACCAGUGA